AUGACUUCUGACUCAGCACUGGAGAUAGGUCUUAACAAUGCUAAUGUAAGAAGUACUUCGAAUAUAGUGGAAACUAAAGAAGGGGAAUUUAUGCUCAGAAAUUUAAAAGUUCCAGAGUGUUUACAAGGUAAUAACAAGCACCCAAAGAAUAAAUAUUUGUGA
Dentiscutata erythropus is the source of this 162-nucleotide messenger RNA. The record is from the annotation of a GenBank genome assembly. NCBI's taxonomy places the organism in Eukaryota, Fungi, Glomeromycota, Glomeromycetes, Diversisporales, Gigasporaceae.